Molecule: messenger RNA, 599 nt
Organism: Linum trigynum
Lineage: Eukaryota; Viridiplantae; Streptophyta; Magnoliopsida; Malpighiales; Linaceae
Source: the annotation of a GenBank genome assembly
GAGAAUGAUACAACAUUGAUAUCCUUUUUGGUUUAUAGGAAAAGAUGAUUGAGAAGGUGGCAGCUAGCAAGGAUACCGAUCACCCUAUAACUGAAGACGAAGCCUUUCAUGAGGUUUUAGGUGAUGAUCCUGGUUAUUUUAAAAGACUUGGUUAUGUUCCACCACGACCAUCUACAAAAGGAAAAGAAGCGGUGGAGGUUGAAGUUAUGGAACUUAGAGAGAAAUUUGAUCAAAACCAAGCAGUGACUGCUCAGAUGAUGGAAGAGAACAGGCAGCUUAAGGAUCAACUUGAGAAAAACCAAACAGUGACUACUCAGUUGCUUGAAGAGAACAAAGAGCUGAAAGAUCAACUUGAGGAGAACCGAGUAGUGACUAAUCAAUUGAUCGAAGAGAACGAGUUGAAAAGUCAACUUCAAGAAAAUCGAGAAGCUACUGCAAAGACUUAAACAUAUUUGGCAAGCAUAAUGCAAGUGCUCCAGGCCCAAGGCACGAUGCCUCGUAAGUGAUCUAAUUUCCUUAUACUUUAGGAAAUCAUUAUUACAAGUAGUUUAAGUUCCCAAAGGAUUAUGAGAAAGUUGUAAUAUAUUUGCAUGUGUUAG